GGAACAAUAGGUUAAAUAAAAUUUACUUUGAUGAUUCAAAACUAAACUUUUGUAGGUUAUCGAAAUCUUUGAAGCAGCUGGAAGGGUAGCUCGAGUUAAAUAUUCAAUCCUUAUUUAUUUGAAAAUAUUGCAAUUUAUCAUACAGCAGACAUACAAGUUUAGAAGUCGUAUGCCCGUCUUUCUUUCGGUCACGCAUACGGAGUUCUGACGUCAGGGACUGACGCAAAACACACAAAGAGUUUUCAAUGCAAAACAACAUUUGCGAAUAUAUGUAAUGCGAUAUGAAUAGAAGGGGUGACUCUAAGCCAAUGAAGACAGAACCUAAGCUCUCUUCGUUUCGUAAACGGCGUAUGUACUAAGUCGCAACUCUGAAUUCUUAAUAGUAAACACUUGUAAACAUUGAGUGGCGGGCUUGUCAUUUAGACGAUUCGCAUUCGUAGUAAUAUGAGUUGAUGAGUUUUAAUGUCAAAAUAUGAGCAAGUGUAAAAAAUUACAAGAUUAUAUUUUAUCGGUGGAUUGUGUAUUGAAGUCUUAAUGAGCAAUAAUUUCUAUAUGAAGCUUUUAACAUGAAGUUCUUUGAAGGAUGUAAUAUUUUCUUCAUAUUUUGUUUAUUACUCUUUGAGGAUUUAACUUGCUUUGCCAGCAAUGUGAAUGAGCAAAGCUCUUCUCAAGUAAAUAUGAGAGAAUAUGUGGAUCCACAUUCAAUGUAUUAUAGUCCUGGUCCUUAUAAACCUAAGAAAUCAAAUGUCAAUCGACAAUCAAAUACUGUUGAAAGUAGUGAAAUAGUAAUUAAACAACUUGAUGAUAAAAAGGAUGUAACUGAUAAAUCCUAUGAAGUUUUUGCUAGAAGAUUGAUCAAUAUUCUUAUUUUCAAGGCAAAUUUCAAGUCUUCAAAAAUGGAUGAAGGAUUACAAAUUGGUAAAAUAGAAUUAGAAGCAACCAUUGAAGAAUUAAAAAUAUUAAAAAAUUUUGGCAAUGGAAAAGCAUCAUUUGUAGAAAUUGAUGAUAUUAUUAACAAUGUUAUUCGUCGUGUCCAUACGAGUUUUUCCGAUGAUGCUAUAGAUUUUGUUGACAGAAUGAAAAUGUAUCUCUAUCAACAUAGAUUUAUUUUUGCAACCAUUUUCCUUAGUGUAUUGAUAAUAGUUAUUGGUUGUAAAAUUCAAUGGACACUAUUCAGAAGCUUGUCUCUCAUUACUCUUAUGAUGAUUUUAAUCAGUUUUAUGUUGACUUGGUUUGAAUUAUUGCAGGAAGAAGAAAUUAAACAAAUGGCUAAACAGGUCAUGUUUUCUUCAAUGCCUGAUGAAUGUCGUCCCAAUAAGCUGAGUUGGUACUCAUCUGUUAUGCUACAUAUUGGAUUUGGAAAAGGUGAUUGCUUUAGAUAUUACGAAGCAAUGAUGUCAGACGCUGUACUAAAAGUAAAUCCUAUGUAUGCAUUUUCUCACAUGUGUACCAAAUUUUUUUUACAUCCAAUAUCAUUACUGGGACAUUACUCAAAUGAGUUUAUCAGUGGUCUUACAGCUUCAUUGCCUUAUCCCGUAGCUAUUUUUGCUCAGUUGGUUUUGAUUCUUAUCGUACCGAUAUUGAUGUUUAUGCUAUUUUUCAUACUUUCCGGUGGCUCUUGUGGAUUUAAAAUAGGGCCUUUUUUUCACACUUACAUUCAUUCAAAACAAAAUAUUGUCAAUUCUCCAUCUGAUCCACAAUUGCUUUAUCAUGAUCGACAAUGGAUUGAAACUAUUAGAAAUGUUGUGCAUGAAGUUAAAUCAGAACAAGCAUUGUUACCAAGUAGUUCCAUUUCUGCUUCGCUGGAAGCUCCUCCAUCAAUUUCUACUGUGGCUUUGAACAAGAUGAAAGAAAAGUCAAAACCGAUAAAAAAAAAGAGAUUACAGGAGAAAAAAGAAAAAAAAAUUGUCUGUAAGAUACCACUAAAAUAUAAUGAAGGUGAUAGUAGUCUCAGUGAUAGUAGCAAUUCAAGCUACAAAAGUAGUACAAGCUAUCAAGCAGAAUCUACUUGUAGUAGUAACUGUAGUUCAAGGGAUGAUUUUUCAGAAAUUAAUGAGUUUGAAAAAUUAAUAAAAGGAGAAGCUUCUAAAGAAUUAGAAAUUCGAAAUCUUAAAAAUUAUGGUGGAGGAGACAACUAAUAUCUGUGAAUUCAGAGAAAUAUGUUUUAUGCCAGUUAAUAUACUGACAUUUAAAAAUGUGUAAAUAUUUGGAGUACUUAACAAACUCCAUAAUAAAUAGUUUCUGUGAUGUGACCCAAUGUUGAAACAGUGUUGAAUGAGAUAUCAAUGUCUCUUCUAAAUUUUAUCAAAAAAUUUUUACAAAUUCGUAUUAAAUUGUACAGGAUUGAUUCUAUCGUAAUUGCACUAUAAUUGUAAAUCUCAGCUGUUACAGCUGAAUAUUUUUAAUACAUGUUAUCUUUUUAAAAUACAAAACCUGCCUUAAUUUUUAAAA
Messenger RNA from Trichogramma pretiosum, 2451 nucleotides. RefSeq lists its product as uncharacterized. The record is from RefSeq and is a predicted model, not a curated record. The coding region runs from base 567 to 2138 and encodes 523 amino acids. NCBI's taxonomy places the organism in Eukaryota, Metazoa, Arthropoda, Insecta, Hymenoptera, Trichogrammatidae. Gene Ontology annotation, molecular function: chloride channel activity. The transcript is spliced from 9 exons. Gene Ontology annotation, cellular component: membrane; endoplasmic reticulum.